AUGGGCAAUGCUUCUUCCUUGCUGACUCAAUAUCACAUUGAAGAAGUUCAAGAACACUGCAAUCACACAUUUUCACAGCAGGAGAUUCUAUCAUUGUACCAGAGGUUUUGUCAACUGGAUAUAAAUGGUUGUGGAUUUGUCUGUGGAGAAGAGUUUCUUUCAGUGCCUGAAUUUGCUGUCAAUCCUCUCUCUCAGAAAGAAGCAUACCACUCUGGUAAACUGAACAAAUCCAAUCUUUCAGAUAUGAAAGUUAUAUAUAGAGUUUAUGAUACUGACGGGAAUGGAAAUGUGUCAUUCAAUGAUAUGCUGAAGGUCUUGCAAGAUUUGACUGGACCAUUUAUAUCUGAGACUCAAAGAGAGGUAGUGUUGUUUAUGGGUAGCACCGCCUAUGUUAAAGAAGGAAAUAGAGAGUUAGCAAAAGAUGUGCACAGACUGGCAUGCCUGAGAGUCAGACUUAAGGAUUCCACAGAAGGAGGAAUAGUGGUGACGAAUGGGGUUGAGUCAUCAUUAGUGUCAGACGUAAAAGGCAAGCAAGACCAAGACCCUAUUUUGCUUGAAUUGAAGGUUGUGUUGUUGGAGUUCUUGCGAUUUGAUUCACAGUCUUCCACUGAGUCCCAUCUUUCAAAUCUCUCCAGUUUAGUGUAUUUGGACUUGUCAUUCAACUCAUUGUCUCUGAAGACAAGUUUUGAUUGGCUUCCACCUUUUGAGCUACAAGUUAUAAGCCUUCCAUCUUGCAAUUUGGGACCUUCUUUCCCAAAAUGGCUUCAAAAUCAAAAUAACUACACUGUUCUAGAUAUCUCACUUGCAAGUAUUUCAGACACGCUUCCAAGUUGGUUCUUUAAUUUUCCCCCCAAUCUAAAGAUUUUGAAUCUCUCAAACAACCAAAUCAGUGGAAAAGUAUCUGACUUAAUAGAGAAUACAUAUGGUUACAAGGUUAUAGAUUUAAGCUCUAACAACUUUUCAGGGAAUUUGGCUCUAGUCCCUACCAAUGUCCAAAUAUUUUAUCUGCAUAGAAAUCAGUUUCUCGGAUCCAUCUCUUCAAUUUGUCAAAGUGGAACUUCCCCAACUUCUCUUGACUUGUCAUGCAAUCGAUUCUCAGGAGAACUUCCAGAUUGUUGGAUGAAUAUGUCUAAUCUAGAUGUUCUUAAUCUAGCCUAUAACCAUUUUUCUGGAAAAGUUCCACCUUCAUUAGGCUCCUUGACAAGUUUGGAGUUUGUAUACAUACGCCAGAACAGUUUUAGUGGAAUGUUGCCUUCUUUUUCACAAUGUCAGCGGUUGCAAAUCUUGGACCUUGGAGGAAAUAAUUUGACAGGAAGAAUCCCAGCAUGGAUAGGGUCUGAUCUACUCAAUUUGCGAAUUCUAAGCAUGUGGUUCAACAGAUUCUAUGGCAGCAUACCGUCAAUUAUCUGUCAGUUUCAAUCUCUUCAGAUACUGGACCUUUCAGCAAAUGGAUUAUCAGGGGAAAUUCCACAUUGCUUCAACAAUUUUACCUUAUUGUAUCAGGAUGAUAGUUCUGGUGAGCCAAUGGGAUUUAAUAUCCUAGGUCUCCAUGGUAAUCCUCUUACUUACUACUUGUACAUUGGUGACUUAUUGAUUCAAUGAAAAAAUAUGUUUGAGUACAAGAAUCCUUUAUUAGAUCUGAUGACUAUUGAUAUUUCAUGUAAUGAAUUGGUUGGCGGUAUACCUAAAGAGAUAGCUGAGAUGAGAAGAUUGCAGUCUCUGAACCUUUCAAGAAAUGAUCUGAAUGGAAGUGUCAUUGAAGGAAUUGAUCAAAUGAAGAUGUUGGAGUCUCUUGACUUAUCAAAAAACAAUCUUUCUGGUGUGAUCCCUCAAGGUCUUGCUAAUUUGACUUUUCUUAGUGUGUUGGACUUGUCGAACAAUCACUUAUUCGGGAGAAUUCCAUCAAGCACUCAACUGCAAUGCUCUGAUAGAUCAUCCUACAGUUAUAAUGCUCAACUCUAUGGUCAUCCUCUUAAAGAGUGUCCCAGAUAUUCUCCUCCUAAACCUCAUAUCGAUCAUGGCAGCAACACCAAUCCACAAGAACAUGACGACGAUGAAGAGUUCCCAUAUCUGGAGUUUUAUAUAUCAAUGGUGAUAGGUUUCUUUGUCACAUUUUGGGGAAUCUUGGGCUGUUUAAUUGUCAACCGUUCUUGGAGAAAUGCUUACUUCACAUUCUUAAUGGGCAUGAUGAGUUGGCUCGAUAUGAUGUCAGGAGUCUGGUUUGCAAGGCUCAAGAAAAAGCUGAUGAGGGCCUGA
Molecule: messenger RNA, 2256 nt
Organism: Solanum verrucosum
Lineage: Eukaryota; Viridiplantae; Streptophyta; Magnoliopsida; Solanales; Solanaceae
Product: receptor-like protein EIX1
Molecular function (GO): protein binding; calcium ion binding
Source: RefSeq, a predicted model, not a curated record